Coregonus sp. 'balchen' is the source of this 4125-nucleotide messenger RNA. The record is from the annotation of a GenBank genome assembly. NCBI's taxonomy places the organism in Eukaryota, Metazoa, Chordata, Actinopteri, Salmoniformes, Salmonidae.
UUUAGCAUAUCUUCGUACUGUACUGUCUUUGCUGAAGGUGUGCCACCAUUCAACAUUGCGCGUGCGCUGUUCUACAAAUAACGAUCCGACGUCAUUCAAUAAUUUUUAUUGUCAAAUCAGGUCGCUUCUGACAUGGACUCUGCACUGAAUUUAGGCACUGUGUUUGUGACAUUUCUCAGCGACUUCAAAAGUGUAGUUCUUGUGUGAGCUUCAAGAAGUUUGUUACCGCGUCUUCUCUGCUUAUUAGGGUACCUUGUUUCAGUGAUGGCAUUGCAUGGCAAAGUGGCUUUAGUGACUGGUGCGGCGCAAGGUUUGGGAAAAGGUUUCUCAGAAAUUCUUCUACAAAACGGAGCAAAGGUAAGAGUGCGCAUCAGUGUUGUCAAUCAAUGAAACUGUGUUUUGUUUUUUAAUGUCAAAAUACAGGCUACAAUAUGUGUUACGUUUUGUAAAUGAAUUCUAAUAUUAAAAGAAAAUAACGUAAUCAAAAUAUAUUUAUUCGAUGUUACAUGAUUUUCUUUAGUGUAAAAGUAAUCUAUUGGUGGUCUUGUAUGUUUAGGUAGCCCUGUUGGAUAUAAAUGAAUCAGGAGGGAAGGAUUUGAAGGCUGCCUUUGAUAAGGAAUAUGGACCAGACAGAACACUGUUUCUAACCUGCACUGUUGAAUCAGAGGAACAACUAAAAGGUAAAUUAUCACCCACAUCACGCUUCAAGGAAAUAACCACAACUGACCAUAUCCAUUCUGUUCAGCAUUACCUCCAACACUGGUAGUGAUUUCAGAUCAUGUUGAUUAACAAAGAUAAAUGUUAGGCUACAAUUAUCGACUUGCCACAACUGAAGUUUCCUCUGGGGAAAAUACAAUUAUUCUCAUCUUUCUUUAAAUCUGGUUGGAAUAUGCUUGAGGAACUUUGAGCAGCAAUUGGGUUUUACUUUACACACAAACUCCAGUGAGUCAUAUAGACUACAGUAAGCCUACAUUCAGGCUGAAAGGGUGGACUUCCUUUUCUGCUGCAUUCUUUUGUGCUUUCUUAGGCACACUAAUUCCUCGGAGCAGAACAGUUGUUAAUGUAAUGUAUGGACAAAUAACCCUCAAAUCAACCGAGUGGUUACAAUGUAUUACUCAGUAGAUUCAAAAAGAAGCUGAUACAGUAUCUUUGUCAACAUAAAGUUCUGACACAGUAAUACCGGGUAGGACUUCCCUUCACUUAAGGGUGUGUUCGUAAAUUCGCACUGGCUGUCUACUCUGAUUUCAGAGCACUCUCGUCUGAGUGUGCCAGAGCGCAGAAUAACUGAUGAAUUUACGAACGCUCAAAACCCGUUGAAUAUGGCCGGUGUCAGUAAACAUCGCCAAAAGCGUAAUUCAAUUGUUUUCAGCAGUGCAGUUAGUCACCAACGCUCUGAAUUUACGAACACCCAGAGCGCUCUCUGGCACUCUAGAUUGAAUUUACUAACUCACCCAAAAUAACAAGUGAGAAGUAACUCACUCACACCUUUUUCUUCACUUUGCAACUCACAGUGACAUUUCUAUUUAUAUUCUGUUGACAGAUGCCUUUCAGAAAACGGUAGAGACGUUUGGGGGCUUAGACAUCGUCUGCAACAACGCUGGUAUCAUCAAUGAGAAGAACUGGGAGAAAUGUGUUUCUAUAAAUCUUGUAAGAUGGAGGAAGUAUUUUUUCUGUUGCAUUAUUACUGAGUUUCCUCUAACUGUUUAGGGAAGCUGUUGCCACAAACAAUGUUGGUGGUUAGCUGAGCAGUCUGAAAAAGUGUCUGGCUUUGGCUAAUAACUUCUGGUAAAACAACACCUUGAAUUGCAACAACAGUUCUCAAUGAUCUUCAUUCCAAAUCAUGUAUGAAUUCAAUAUUUGGGCUAUGAUAUGCCGGUAUAUAAGAUUAUACACGACAUAACUCAUCUUGUCUAGCUAAGAUACACACCAUACAUAUAGAAAACAUAUGUUUGUUAAAUGGUUGUUAUGAAUAUGUAUUGUCAUUGCUCUUCUGUUUAUAGGACUAUGAUUGUUUUAUGGCUGUUCUUUUCUUAUUUUUAAUCUUUUAUGGCUCUUAAAUGUUUUAUACCUUGUUUUUAUUUUGUAGUACUCUCUUUAAAUUUUAGGAUUAUUUCCAUUCCAUAAUGUUAAGCACUUUGGGCUGCUGUACUGUUAUGAUAAUCCAGGAUUCAUUGUGAGCCCUACAGAAUGGAGUGGUGAGAGGCACAUAUCUUGCCCUCCAGCACAUGAAAAAGGAGAACAGAGGGCAGGGAGGGGUCAUCGUCAAUGUAGCGUCUAUGGCAGGUGCAGUGUCCAUUUAUUUAUAUUUAUUCCAUUAAUUGACUUUCACGUCAGUUACUUUUCACUUCAGUUGUUAUAGUGACAAUUCAAGAGUUCUUUGGCUGACUCUCGAUUCCCAAAUGGCACCCUAUUCACUAUAUAGUGCACAACUAUGGGCCCUGGUCAAGUAGUGCACUAAAUAGGGAAUAGUGUGCCGUUUGGGAUUCAGCCCUUGUGUCUUCUGUUCUGACAUCUGACUGAAAUUAUGUUUCUCCCCCUUUCCAUAGGUCUGGGUCCUCUGAUGACUGCUCCCAUCUAUACAGCCACCAAACACGGGGUGGUGGGGUUCAGCCGGGCUAUGGCGGUAUGUCCCUCUUAGAAUCAGGAAUUGGUGUGCUUGACUCUAAUGGUCUUUAGCAGCUGCAGAGGUCAAACUAAACGGAUGUGUUUCGGCAAAGUUUCUCUCCUCCCAGGAGUUAGAAACUGAUCAUAGGGUUCCGAGGUAGGAGGAUUGGGAAAAGCAUAUGGCCAGGAGUUUCCCCAGUUAUAGGUUCUAACUAGGGCCUUGAGUUUUUCCUUGCCAGGCCACAUGGGCAGGAAAAACUCAGGGUUCUAGGCAUGGGGGCAUAGACAUAGAUGAUGGGGGCAUAGACAAUUGCUCGGUGUGACUUCACAUACUUCUGUUUUAAUCAUGCACUGUAUGAAGUCAAUUGAUUCCAAAGAGCCAGAGUAUGUAGAUUAUCAGACUAAGGCACACAAUUAUGAUUUGUCCCAAAUGGGGCAUCCCUAUGGGCCCUGGUCAAAAGUAGUGUACAAUAGGGUGCCAUUUGGGAUGCAACAUAGGUUUGAUUGAGAUAAUUCAGAGAUUUCCCAUGAUGCACUUCAGUAUCUGUGAGUAAAAGCAGACAUCAGAUUAGAAAGAGGAUCCCUUAUCUCUCUGCAGCACAGACAACGAGGGUGACAAAAACGCCAUCUUCUCCUUUUCCUGCUAUAUGUCGCAUCAGUUUCAUCAGCAGCUGUGGCAUUUGCAUCGUAAUUCUGAGAGAACGUGGUAGCAGGACAUUUCGUCAUUUGUACAGGAAAACCACAACAGAAAUAACAGCAGAACGUUAAGAGUUCCUCAUGCUCAAUUGAGGUUCCCUGUGUCAGUGGACAGUAGGCAGGGACUGAUGCUUGUUUGUGUUCUGACAGGAUGUCUCCCGUGUGUGCGACUACGGGGUGCGAAUUAACGUCCUCUGCCCUGCGUUCGUCCAAACCGCCAUCCUCGCCUCCCUGAGCUCAGAGGAGACUGCGGGACAGUUUGCCGGUCUGAGGGGCGUGGCAGAGAAACUACUGGAACAGUUUGGUGUGCUUGAGUGAGUCUGUCCUCCCCAGCCCCUUUCAUUAGAUGAUGUUUAGAGCAGUAAACUCACAAGCUACAGUGUUGUGAUGAUUUUACACAAUGACAGUAUGCUACAAAGUAGGCUGCACAUUUGCAUCCCACAAACAAACAGAUGUUAAUACCUCGCAUUGUUUGUAAGACAGUCAACGGAUAACAAUGCACACUCCCAGAGAAUUCACUAUUAACAACAGGGGCCUGUCAGUGUUGCAACCUGUAGGCAGGUGUGUGCGCUCUGUGCUCACUGGUAGGUAGGGAAGAGAGGAGCGGGUUGGUCUCUGUUUUACGGUAUGCUAAGGACAUGUUGUCACAUGUUUCGUUUCAGAGUCUCUGAGGUAGCCAAGAACUUCUUGAAGCUGGUGACGGACGAGAGUCGAAACGGAGAGGCCCUUUCGGUAUUGAAGGAGGGAGCUUCAUACGUAACGUUUCCCCAAGCGGCUUCCCAGCUAUCCAGUAUCCUUGCCCCCUCUCUGUAGCAGAAUCCCCCC